GAGUGGACGAGCACGGACAAUCCCUGGCCACAGCCUUUUGAGUGUCAUGUAGACUAGUCCCUCACUAUCCCCUUUUUGUUCCAUUCAAUGCCUGCCACCCUCCCUCCUUGCUGCCCCACCCCGUGGCCUCUCUGCUUUGGACUUGGGGGGUGGGGGGUUGCUCCCUCUAUAAAACCCCUGUUUGUGCACUGAGCGAUCUUAUUCCCCCAGCAUGGAGAGCCAGAGAGUCCAGUCCUCGUACAGGAAACGUUUUGGGCCUCAGGGCAGCUCAGGCCCCAGAAUUGGAAACCUGUCUUCCAACCGCCUCUCCUGGCAUGGCACCCCCCGAACCAUCACCCACUCCAGCCCCAUAUCCAGGAUCUCCCUGGGCUCUGCCAGCACGGCCCUGCUGCUGGGAAGUCCCGGGGACCGGUUGGACUUCUCAGCCGACUCCUUGAUGAAGGCACAUUAUAAAGAAACGCGCACAAAUGAGAAGAUGGAGAUGAUGGGCCUGAACGACCGCUUUGCCAGCUACAUAGAGAAGGUGCGCUUGCUGGAGCAGCAGAACAAGAUGCUGGUGGUUGAGCUAAACCAGCUCAAGGUGAAGGAGCCCAGCAGACUGGGAGACAUCUACCAGGAUGAGCUCAGGGAGCUUCGGAGACAGGUGGAUGGCCUCACCAAUGGCAAGGCUCGGCUGGAGGUCGAGAGGGACAACCUCACUGCAGAUCUGGCCACACUGAAGGAGAGACUGCAAGAUGAGAUGGCUCUACGACAGGAAGCAGAGAACAGUUUGAAUACAUUCAGACAGGAUGUGGAUGAGGCAGCUCUCAAUCGAGUCCAGCUGGAGAGAAAGAUUGAAGCCCUGCAGGACGAGAUCAAAUUCCUGAGGAAAAUUCAUGAGGAGGAGCUGCGUGAGUUACAGGAUCAGAUUGUGGCCCAGCAGGUUCAUGUUGAUCUGGAUGUGUCUAAACCAGACUUAACUGCUGCUCUGAGAGACAUCAGAGUUCAGUAUGAGAAUAUGGCGACUUCCAACAUGCAUGAAACAGAGGAGUGGUACCGAUCCAAGUUUGCUGACCUGACAGAUGCAGCCAAUCGAAAUGCAGAAGCACUGCGCCAAGCCAAGCAAGACGCCAACGAAUAUCGCCGUCAGGUCCAAGCUUUGACCUGUGACCUGGAUGCUCUUCGUGGCACAAAUGAGUCUCUGGAACGCCAGUUUCGGGAAAUGGAGGACCGCUGUGCCAUGGAGACCGCUGGGUACCAGGAUACGGUGAGCCGUCUGGAGGAGGAGAUUCAGGCCUUGAAAGAAGAGAUGGCUAGGCAUCUGCAGGAGUACCAGGAUCUUCUCAAUGUCAAACUGGCUCUAGAUAUUGAGAUAGCCACCUACAGGAAACUGCUGGAGGGAGAGGAGAGCAGGAUCACCAUUCCAGUUCAGAGCUUUGCCAACCUGCAGUUUAGAGAAACUAAUUUGGAUACUAAAACCCCAGAGGCCCAUGUUAAGAGGAGCAUCCUGGUUCGAACUGUAGAGACCAGAGAUGGGGAGAUCAUUAAGGAAUCAACCACUGAGCACAAAGACCUUCCCUGAAUUAUUAAGUCCAGUCUUCCCAUUAUGUCCUCAAACAUGUUCUGAGGCUUCUGAAUGAAUUUUUCCUUUAUUUUCAUUUCAAACCUCAAAGCUGCCUCUAUUCCUAUCGGACCUUCCCCCUCAUCUUUCCAUUACGAACUGUUUUCUAAUCAAUUAACCUGCCUCAUAACACAUUACCAAAUAAUAUACUUUAAGACUAAAAUGUCAAUUUUAAGGUUGAGGCAGUCAUCCCAACCUGUAACUAAUUCUAAUAGUUGUACAAGUUUAUUGUAGCUGACCAGAUUUGUUGCAUUGAUUCCAGUUAUCUAUCAUAGAAGAGGGCCUGAAAUGUAGUGAUUGUGUUCAUGUAAUAUGUAGCAUUGUGGAGGCUGACGUGUGGUUACGUGUAUGUGAAAUGUGGCGGGCAGGAGGGAAUUAUUGGUUUGUAAACUCAGAAAUUAGAUUUAGGUAAGGAAUGGGAGAUAGCAGCUUUUGACAGAAUUAUAGCUGAAUCCCAGAAGUUUGCUUCUACAGUUUGUCGGGUGCUAUUUUUUAUUUCCUUCAGAUACUUCAUCCACUUCUCUUACUUAAAGUCCUGCUCAUCUGAACAGUGUUUUUUUUUAACGUCUAACAAAAUAAGACAGGAGCAGAUUAAUUCCUUUUUUUUUUUUUUGUAAAGAUUUGUGCAAAGUUAUGCAUCCUGGAAUGGUAAUGAAGUUUCUGCACUUUUUCCUUAAGCAGUUUGCAUUGUCUGGUGUUUGGCACUGAAGCAGAGUGACUCCUAACAGUGUUUCAGUGUGAAUAAUCCUAAAUAUCACCAGUCAAAAGGGACAGUCUCUUUUAAUCAGUCAGAGGAGUUAAAAAUAAACCUCCUCUUCUCUGCAUCAAGCAUUCAUGAAUGCUUCCUGAUAAAGACUACAAUUUUUGUCACCCCAAAGUGCCAGGACAGGCCUCCCAUUUUGCAGACAAGAUAAAGACGGACAGGAGUAAAAUGUGUGGAAGCUAAUGCAACCUUUGCCCUUGGGCGACUAUACAGGUGUUUCUGCUCACAAAUCGAUAGCCAGUUUUUGUAGUGUUAGCCAGAUAGUGGCUGCUGAUGCAGAGCCAGAGCAGAGCAGCAGAGCUCUGGCUCUAAUUUGUUUUUAGUUUUAGUUUUGAAGGAGAUGAUGUUGGAGUUAGAAAGAUAGAGGCACAUCAGAGCUCAAACAGUCAUCCAGUCCCUGGUUUUUGUUAGAAAACUCUGACUGAAACAUGCUGACAGGCGCUGCCACUAACGAGAAUGAAGAGCCAGGUCUGUCCAUGCUUGUCACCAAGGACACCUUUUGAUUCAUGCCUCCAACUUUGUAGCCUCCCUAACUUCCAGCAUUGUUGCCUUUUCUUUCUAACACACUUUGAUGAAUUGUCUGUCCUUAGUUUUGUUUUUCAAUUGUUGUUUCUAUUAUUUUUUUAGGAUAUGUUUGCAGAUGUGACAAUAAAUUUAGUUCUGCCCAAUUUUAACAAUAAAAGAUUUUCUUUUCUUGAAA
Molecule: messenger RNA, 3063 nt
Organism: Girardinichthys multiradiatus
Lineage: Eukaryota; Metazoa; Chordata; Actinopteri; Cyprinodontiformes; Goodeidae
Product: glial fibrillary acidic protein
Exons: 9
Coding region: 212-1561 (449 amino acids)
Biological process (GO): intermediate filament organization; regulation of chaperone-mediated autophagy
Cellular component (GO): cell projection; intermediate filament; cytoplasm
Molecular function (GO): structural constituent of cytoskeleton
Source: RefSeq, a predicted model, not a curated record